Messenger RNA from Meloidogyne enterolobii, 833 nucleotides. Lineage: Eukaryota; Metazoa; Nematoda; Chromadorea; Rhabditida; Meloidogynidae. The record is from the annotation of a GenBank genome assembly.
UUUCGCCUGAAGUAAAUGUUGUGGUGAUUUGUCUUUAUCUUUUUCAAAAAGAAUGCUUACAAAUCGAAUUUGAAAAACUUGGAUAUAAUGUACUCACUGUGUCGGUAGAUGGUUAUCAAUCAAUGGAAGCGGAUCUUAUUAUACUAGUGACUACUCGCUCUCAUAGUACUGAUAGUAACUCAACGGACUCCUCUGAAUUCUUUUCUGAUGAAAAUCGUAGUACUGUAGCGCUAAGUCGAAGCAAACAUGGUCUCUUUCUAGUAGGAGAUAUUGAGUUGCUUAAAUCUGGAAGAGUUUGGUCAAGGUUUAUAGAAAAGGCUACAGAAUUUACUUCAGUGGUAGGAACUAAUUAUUUAAAUAUUUUACAGUCAGGUCGAGUCAAAAGAGACAGAUUUGGUCAAAUUCUCUCCAUGGAGGGUCAAAACGUAUGUCAAAAUGUUGAAAAUUUUAAUUUUCAGGAUCGAUCCAAUGACUCAUGGAGAAAUUAUGGUCAAGGAACAAGCAGUGGUAACAGGUACCAAGAAGAAUGGUUUGUAAAUAAAAAUAAAAAUUUUGAAAAUACAAAUAAUAACAAUUUCAAUUUUAGGAAACGUCCAUUUGCGAGCAACAAUUGGAAAAUGUAUACUGGAAAAACUUUUGUACGCUCGGAUUGCUGUUACAAUUGUGGUCAAUAUGGUCAUAUUUCAAAAGACUGCAAUUCAUGGCGUGGUGCUCUCAUGAUAUGCUCAACUAAUGUUGCACAUCAAUGGAACAAAUGGCUGGAAUUUAUUUUUGUUUUAAUUAUUUUUUCUUCUCUAAUUUUUUUUAAAUCUCAAUUUGUUCUCUACCAUUAA